AUGGUCGUGUAUGUACCUCCGGGUUAUUCACCUCCUUUUCAGGUGGUAGACGACUCCCAUCAUGGAGCUUGGAUAAUUAUCACUGGCGCCCUGGGACUAGUUGUCUCGCUAGUCAGUUUUCUGAUUCGUCUUUAUGUGCGACUUGUGCUCAGCCCGCCGUUCGCAUACGACGACUUUGUCCUGCUAGGAGCAACGAUUUUUGCAGUUGUCCAAACCUCGCUCCUGUUCGGCGCCGUGUCUCACGGAUUUGGAACGGCUAUUGAUCUACUACGGCACGACCAACUUGUCGCAGUCAGCGACAUUCUCUACUUAAUCACCGUCUACGUCUCCAAAUGUUGUGUAGUGGGCAUCCACCUCCGUCUCACACCCCAGAAACUCCAUAACCGGAUUUCCUGGGCCACACUCGCUCUCUGCACAGCAUGGAUAAUCACAUCAGUAUCCAUUAUCGCGAUCAACUGCGAGCUAAAUCGACCCUGGAAAGGCGCCGGAGCACAAUGCGUGAAUCUGCUAAAACGCUGGCAAUUCAUCGUCGCAAUGGACAUCCUAACUGAAGUUCUCCUCUUCGCGGUCGCAGCCACCCUCCUAGCUGGUCUAUUUAUGCCUCUUAAGCGCAAACUGCCUAUAGGCUUUGCCUUCUUCUUUCGCCUACCACUCGUCAUCUUCUCUAUACUCCAUCUCUGUGCCCUGAAUCAAAACAUCUCAUCGCCGGAUCCUACUCUCGCUGCCGUCGAACCGAUUAUAUGGGCCCAGGUUGAGCUGCACUAUGCUCUCGUUGCAUGUAGCGUAUUUUGUCUUCGGCCGUUCAUGGCAGCUGUUAGUACGAAUUACGGGACGGCAGGCGAUUCGAAUCUGGAGAGUGGGUCUGCGUCCAGGACACCGAAGGAUCAUUCUUCCUCGUCGAAAUCAGGGACUAGGGGUUUGCCUUCGGUGGUGGAUGGGAGGGAGAGAUGGCGUGUGUCUCGGUCAGGAACAUGGUUGAAGACUCAUGAAAGGCUGGGGAGUGACGAGAGUGGUGCGCCGAAGGCUGGCUCUAUGGGUUCGUCUAUUGAGCUUGUGGAGAGGAAUGGAUCAGAUGCUGCUGAGUGUAGUGGGGGGAGGAUGUUUAUUCGGAAGGAUGUACAGUAUACGAUUGAGUAUGAUUGA
Molecule: messenger RNA, 1143 nt
Organism: Aspergillus bombycis
Lineage: Eukaryota; Fungi; Ascomycota; Eurotiomycetes; Eurotiales; Aspergillaceae
Exons: 5
Coding region: 1-1143 (380 amino acids)
Source: RefSeq, a predicted model, not a curated record